AUGGAUAUAACACAAAAAAUUGAUGUACAAAUGCUUAAAAAUGUAACUUAUAAAAAAUUAUUACCAUUUAUGAUUCUUGAAAGACUUUUAAUAAUUGGUCAAUAUCCUAAAAAUGAUGUAUGGCGUUUAUAUGAAAUACGUGCACGUAUUUAUACAUUAUUACAACGACCAAAUGAAAAUACAAAUUCAUUAAAAAAUGAACAUGUUAAUGAAGAACAAAGAAUGAUUCAUAGUUCAUCAAUAAUAUCAUCAUCAGAUAAUAUUCUUGUUGAACUUGUUGCAGAAUAA
Molecule: messenger RNA, 288 nt
Organism: Rotaria sp. Silwood1
Lineage: Eukaryota; Metazoa; Rotifera; Eurotatoria; Philodinida; Philodinidae
Source: the annotation of a GenBank genome assembly